Messenger RNA from Miniopterus natalensis, 1434 nucleotides. RefSeq names its product replication factor C subunit 2 (gene RFC2). Lineage: Eukaryota; Metazoa; Chordata; Mammalia; Chiroptera; Miniopteridae. Gene Ontology annotation, molecular function: ATP hydrolysis activity; DNA binding; DNA clamp loader activity. Gene Ontology annotation, cellular component: nucleus; DNA replication factor C complex. The record is from RefSeq and is a predicted model, not a curated record. Gene Ontology annotation, biological process: DNA-templated DNA replication; DNA repair.
GGGCUUGCGUGAUGGUGUCAUGGGGCGGGGCCUCGGGCGCGGGAAGAGGCGGCGGGAGAAUGGAGGUGGAAGAGAGCGGCUGUGGCGCAGCCGAGCGUGGGGCCCAGGACCCUGCCCCGGCCCCCAGCAAGUCCCCCGGCAGUGCCGGCCACUACGAGCUGCCGUGGGUUGAGAAAUACAGACCAGUGAAAUUGAAUGAAGUUGUUGGGAAUGAAGACACUGUGAGCAGGCUGGAGGUCUUUGCACGAGAAGGGAAUGUGCCCAAUAUUAUCAUUGCUGGCCCCCCAGGAACUGGCAAAACUACAAGCAUCCUGUGUUUGGCACGAGCCCUUCUGGGCCCAGCUCUCAAGGAUGCUGUUUUAGAGCUCAAUGCCUCAAAUGACAGGGGCAUUGAUGUUGUGAGGAACAAAAUCAAAAUGUUUGCCCAACAGAAAGUCACCCUUCCCAAAGGACGACACAAGAUCAUCAUCCUGGAUGAAGCAGACAGCAUGACUGAUGGAGCCCAGCAAGCCUUGAGGAGAACCAUGGAAAUCUACUCCAAAACGACUCGCUUUGCUCUUGCUUGUAAUGCUUCGGAUAAAAUCAUAGAGCCCAUUCAGUCCCGGUGCGCAGUCCUCCGCUACACAAAGCUGACCGAUGCCCAGAUCCUGGCAAGGUUAAUGAGUGUGAUCGAGAAGGAGAAGGUGCGGUACACUGACGAUGGUCUGGAAGCCAUUAUCUUCACCGCCCAGGGAGACAUGAGGCAGGCAUUGAACAACCUGCAGUCUACUUUCUCGGGAUUUGGCUACAUUAACAGUGAGAAUGUGUUCAAGGUCUGCGACGAGCCACACCCUCUGCUUGUGAAGGAGAUGAUCCAGCACUGUGUGAAUGCCAAUAUCGAUGAAGCCUACAAGAUUCUUGCUCACCUGUGGCAUCUUGGCUAUUCGCCAGAAGACAUCAUUGGCAACAUUUUUCGAGUGUGUAAAACCUUCCAGAUGGCAGAAUAUUUGAAACUGGAGUUUAUUAAGGAAAUUGGAUACACUCAUAUGAAAAUAGCAGAAGGUGUGAACUCCCUUCUGCAGAUGGCAGGGCUCCUGGCCAGGCUGUGUCAGAAGACAAUGGCCCCGGUGGCCAGUUAGAGCGGAGAACUCAUUGAUUAUAUUACAAGAGUCCCUGAGAGACAGGAGUCACAGCCUCUGCUUUGGAAGAAAAUGCUGCCCAGACUGGCACUGGGACUCACCUUUCAUCAACAUGUCGUGGCCUUCCUGGUGCUUCCACACACAUCUCCAAGCAUUUGCAUUCAGCCCCAGGCUCAGGGACAUGGGGACAGGGGGCAAGGCCCCAGAGAAUGUCCAGGGCAUGGCACCCAAUUGGGCAUGUGUUGGAAUUUUAGCUAAUAAAACUGUAUGUACACUUUUGUCUGCAGUAAUGUGACAACACAGGGCUGCAAAGAAA